Messenger RNA from Hippocampus comes (tiger tail seahorse), 1898 nucleotides. It is a transcript of the gene qpct, whose product is annotated as glutaminyl-peptide cyclotransferase. Gene Ontology annotation, molecular function: zinc ion binding; glutaminyl-peptide cyclotransferase activity. The record is from RefSeq and is a predicted model, not a curated record. Lineage: Eukaryota; Metazoa; Chordata; Actinopteri; Syngnathiformes; Syngnathidae. Bases 96 to 1187 code for a protein of 363 amino acids. The transcript is spliced from 7 exons.
CACGCACGCGCACACUAGAUAAUUGUGAGCGCUCCCUGCUGCCUUUCACAUGAUCUGAAGUGUGUGAGGCAGAGAGGGAAAGAGCCUCAGAAAAGAUGGCCGUGUGGGACCACGGUCCUUCAGUUCUGCCUUUUUUUGCCACUGUUGCCAUCUGGGUUACAUUCAUCCACUGCUCGAAUGGAAUUCCCUGGACACAAGAAAAGUUAGAGCACCGAGCGGUCACACUUACAUCCAGUGAGAUCCAGGCGGCCCUGUCACACACAGACCUGACACAAAUGUGGCAAAGGGACCUAAGGCCAUUGCUCGUGACCAGGUAUCCAAGCUCCCCAGGCAGCCAGGCGGUGCAGCAGCAUAUUAAAUCAACCCUGGGUUCUCUUGGAGCAGGCUGGGAAGUGACGGAGGAUAGUUUCAGGUCACAGACGCCUUACGGACCAUUACCCUUCACCAACCUCAUUGCCACCCUCAACCCAUUAGCCAAGCGCCGCCUUGUCCUGGCCUGUCACUUCGAUUCCAAGUAUUACCAACAACAGGAGUUUCUUGGCGCCACCGAUUCUGCUGUGCCCUGCGCCAUGAUACUGGAGCUGGCACGAGCCCUCGAUGAAGAGCUGAAAAAUCAAACGGCCUCCUUCCCCAACCUGACUUUACAAUUGAUUUUCUUCGAUGGAGAGGAAGCUCUCUACCAUUGGACGCCUUUAGACUCUUUGUAUGGCUCUCGUCAUUUAGCACAGAAGAUGGCAAACACUCCGCAUCCUCCAGAAGACACAGACACCAAUCAGCUGGACGGGAUAGAUCUGUUUGUGUUGAUGGACCUGAUUGGGGGCCCAAGUCCACGAUUCGGCAACCACUUCCCAGCCACAACGUACUGGCUCUCCCGGUUGCAGAACAUAGAAAAACGUCUCCACUCUCUGAAUCUACUUGAAAAUCAUCCUGACGAAAUGGAAUAUUUCUGGCCAGAUCGAAUUGUCGGCCGUGUUGAAGAUGAUCAUGUACCAUUCCUGACAAGAGGUGUCCGCAUCCUCCACCUUAUUCCCUCCCCCUUCCCCAAUGUGUGGCACACAUUUGAUGACAAUGAGCAGAACCUGGACCGCUCCACCAUUGAUAACCUCAACAAGAUUUUACAGAUCUUUGUCCUGGAGUACCUAAAUGCCCCACCUGCCAAUACUAUAAAUGCAAUGACAAACAUGUAAUUUUAUCAUUGUACGUCAUUUUUAAAUAUUGCACAUAUGUGAACCUAUUAUUUGAGAUGCAAGGUUGAACUUUAAACCCUGACUACAGAAACAGAUGCAUUUUGUUGACUAAUCUCGAUAAAUCAGCUCACGAGUGCUUAUGAAAUGUGACAUGUGCAACAACUUGCUCUGCAACGUUCUCUGCUUGAGCCUAAUAUCAAAGGAGUCAUGAUUUUUUUGUGAUGAUGCCUCAUAUUGUGGAAGCAAAUCUAUAUACGCUGGAUUUGAGGCUCAGGUUCAAUUUAAAUUAAAGUACCAUUUAGUAUCGUACAGCACAAAUUACAUGAUGAGUUGUGUGAUGAAGCUACACAAGAACACAUAUAAACUUGAGUGGAGUUUUAUCUUGUGAUAUGUGUGCCAGAUGGUGUAUUUUAACUACAGGUUAUGUGACAUUCUGUCUUCUACAGUUAAUCGGUUCAAUGUUCAUAGAAUAAAUCAUUCAUGGGGAUGAUGAAGAUUUACAGUGUAUAUAUUGCAACAUCUUUAGCCUUUCAUAUGCUGUCUUCUAAGAUAGCAAAAUGAAUAACAUCCUGUGCUGUUGUACUUCAUUUGCCUACCUUUAUUUAUUUUUGUGAUUAUUAAUUUUAAUCUGAUUUGAUAAGGGGCAAUGCCAGAAGUGUACUGUCUGUACCAUGAGUCAGAAAUAAAUGUUGCAUCACAAUACAAGGAAGU